Molecule: messenger RNA, 2217 nt
Organism: Lampris incognitus (smalleye Pacific opah)
Lineage: Eukaryota; Metazoa; Chordata; Actinopteri; Lampriformes; Lampridae
Gene: pabpn1
Product: poly(A) binding protein, nuclear 1
Exons: 7
Coding region: 314-1015 (233 amino acids)
Molecular function (GO): RNA binding
Source: RefSeq, a predicted model, not a curated record
CGGAAGGGACACCGUUUUCGCGCAGAGCCCUCGCUUUUAUACACAUUUUCAAGUAAAUAAACUAGAUUUUCUGCCGUAAAGCAAGCUCAUUUACCCGAGGCAGCAGGUUAAACGGCAGGCCUUGAAUACUGUGGGAUUCCUGUGUGAACAGUAGCAGGAAUUUUAGCUGGCGUUUUAAUUUCCCAUUUUAACUUUUAGUAAGCGGCGUUUUCCGCCGUCUCUCCUCUCUUUCUCGCCCCGCUCACUCUCUCCCCCUUGUGUGAGUAGGGGCCUUCACAGCCACGAGGUGCGUCCGUACAGAGGGAACAGGGCGAUGGCGGAGUUUGGUAAUGGACUGACGGAGGAAUCCCUACUAGAUUCGGACCCUGGCCAUCCUGAACUAGAAGACCCGGGUGUCGGCGAUGAGGAACCAGGGUUAGAAGAGGGAGAGGCCGCGAUUGAAGACCCGGAGCUGGAGGCAAUUAAAGCCCGAGUGAGAGAGAUGGAGGAAGAAGCAGAGAAGCUGAAGGAGCUACAGAACGAGGUGGAGAAACAGAUGAACCUCAGCCCCCCACCAGCUGGCCCUGUCAUCAUGUCCAUCGAGGAGAAGAUGGAAGCGGAUGGCAGAUCUAUUUACGUUGGAAACGUGGACUACGGGGCCACGGCAGAGGAGCUGGAAGCUCAUUUCCACGGCUGCGGCUCUGUCAACAGAGUCACCAUCCUGUGUGAUAAAUUCACAGGGCAUCCCAAAGGGUUUGCUUAUAUUGAGUUUGCAGACAAGGAGUCUGUUAGGACGGCCAUGGCUUUGGACGAGUCUCUUUUCAGAGGAAGGCAGAUAAAGGUGGGUGCCAAGAGAACAAACAGACCAGGCAUCAGCACCACAGACCGCGGGUUUCCCCGGGCCCGCUUCCGCUCACGAGGAGGAAGUUUCUCCUCAUCACGCGCACGCUACUACAGUGGCUACACACCACCCAGGGGCAGAGGACGGGCCUUCAGGGGCCGAGGGCGAACAACAUCGUGGUAUUCCCCUUACUAAUACACCCCCCCCUCCCCAAACACUCCUUUUACUAUCUCUCCACCCCACCCAUCCACAAUCCCAUUGUGGGGUGGGGGGUGGGGCAAAAAAAGAAAACCCAACCCAACCCACCCCAACCCUCCCACCCCCCACCCCAAAAAAAAAAAAAAGGAAGAAUUCCCCAGAAGAGAAAAAAAGACAAAAUGGAAAAAAAACACCUUCACCUGGACAGAGACUGACUGGCCGCAGUGUGCGAUUGUGUGUGAGCGUGCGUGUGCCGAGGUUGAUGCGGUCACCCCUGGUAAGGUAUAAACUGGCCGAUUCGGGGAGAAUUUGAUGGCUUUUUUUCUCCCCUUUUUCAUUUUUGCUUAGGGGGGGGGGGUUAAAAAGUGUAAGAGAGAAGAUGAUGGUAUCUCAGGCUGCAGAUGUGUCUCCUUUGGGUCUGGCUGUGACCUCCUGCUCUCACACCAUUACCACCAACACAGCCCACCCACUCUUUCCAACCACCACCAGGGAAAAUCAAGCGAGUUUAAAAAAAAAUGCAGCAAAAACUUUUUCUUGUAUCCUACUUAUGUGAAACUUCCACUAGCAGGAAUGCUGUUUGUUGUGUUUUUUAAGUUUGUGGUAGUGGGAGUGUAUCAUUAUCCCUCUUCUGUUUCUGCUGUUCUGUGACCAGCCCCCACCCCUAAUCCCUACCUCCCCAUCUUUUAACUCAUUGUUCUCGAUAUCCUCCCCUUCUCUGUUUAUCAUCCCACACCCACCUCGUUCAAUGUCCACUUUCUGGACAGCGACAAGGCGUUAGAUGCUCAGUUGGGUCACGCGUGCCUACAAAUGAUUUUAAGGGGGAGGGGGAUUUAUUUUUUGCCCCCCCCCUUAAAUUCAUACUUGUCAUUGUUAAGGCAUGGUCAGAGCUCCGUCUUUUUUCUUCUUUUUUUUUUGAUGGACUUCAACCGUGUUUUUUUUUUUGUUUUUUUUUUUGUUUUUGCAUCCCCAACCUGUUCUUUGUCCUUCCUCCCAAUCCUGCCCCUCCUCAUCCAUCCCUCCCUCUUUUCUCUCCCUCCUCCUCCUCUCUCUGUAUAUUAGACCACUUCUUGUCGUUUCAGGUUUCAGGACCAGUGGAGGCUGACUACCCCUCCCCAGGUGGCGCCGGCCCCCCCCACUGUCUCUGCAGCAUCUCUCUCUCUCUCUGCUCCCGCUAUGCACACUCACCCCAUCCUGUCGGU